AUGUUGCUUAAUGGUGAAGCACGGCGUGCCAGGCUGGUUUUUAAAGUUCUUAACAGUGAAGGGAGGAUCAUUUAUAAUAAUCUUGACUAUUCGAUGGUAAAAAGCAGUGAUACAUCUAUUGCCAAGUCUGGUUCUGAAGCUGAAGAUAUUGCUUCACCAAAAGCCAUUAUGAAAUAUUCACAUCUUCGGUUGACUCCAGCUCGUGAGGAGGCUAGGGCUAUAGGAACAUCUUGCUUUGUUGGGAACUUGUCAGGGUAUGAUGAGUAUGUUCCCAUGGUUGACAAGGUGGUUGAUUCUGGAUGGAAGAAGCAACCAUCCCUUCCGAAGCCUUUUAUUUCUAUAGAGGUGUUUCGGCCACCUGAUUCUCAAAAGGCCCCAGAAGGAAUUCAAGAUCGCAUGUUGGCAGCUCUUAUGGCCUUCUUCAUGACCCUUUUUGUGUUAUUCCGUACACUAUCAUGCAGUGUCACCAGGAAAUUGCCCGAUGCGUCAUCACAACACGAGCAAACCAUUCAAGAAUUUUCCUUUGACUCGAUUACAAAGGAGGAGUUUCGACCACCUUCACCAACUCCACAGUUUACAGAAAGUGAACUUUUAUUUUCUGUCGUGAAGAGGUUGGGUGUGCUUGAAGAGAAGGUGAAUACUCUUCAAGAAAAGCCAUCAAAGAUGCUUCAUCCCUUUCUUGACGAGUUACGACGGUUUUGUCGAGUUGAUGCCCUAGAAGCAGAGUUGAUUGCCACCAAAAAGGCUCUGCAUGAAGCUUUGACGAGGCAAGAGGAGCUGCUUGCUUAUAUGGACAGUCAAGAAGAAUCCAAGUUUCGGAAAAAGAAGUUUUGCUGGUAA
Fraxinus pennsylvanica is the source of this 840-nucleotide messenger RNA. The record is from the annotation of a GenBank genome assembly. NCBI's taxonomy places the organism in Eukaryota, Viridiplantae, Streptophyta, Magnoliopsida, Lamiales, Oleaceae.